This is a messenger RNA of Saccharomycodes ludwigii, 1128 nucleotides long. It is a transcript of the gene ARC40, whose product is annotated as Arc40p. Bases 1 to 1128 code for a protein of 375 amino acids. NCBI's taxonomy places the organism in Eukaryota, Fungi, Ascomycota, Saccharomycetes, Saccharomycodales, Saccharomycodaceae. The transcript has a single exon. The record is from RefSeq and is a predicted model, not a curated record. Gene Ontology annotation, cellular component: actin cytoskeleton; Arp2/3 protein complex. Gene Ontology annotation, molecular function: actin filament binding. Gene Ontology annotation, biological process: Arp2/3 complex-mediated actin nucleation.
AUGUCAAAGGAUGUUGUUAACGUUUUAAAAUUGGUUAAAACACCAAUUUAUUCUCAUGCUUACAGCCAAGACAAAAGUAUUUUAGCAAUUACCAGUGAGACCAAUUGUUUGCUAUACAACAUCACUAAUCCAAAAUCUCCAAAAUUAGUUGCUACUUUGGCUGAUCAUGACAAAACCGUUACUGCAGUCGACAUUUCCAUACAUGGCCGUAUUGUUACUUGUUCCCAAGAUAGAAACGCCAUUGUAUGGGAACCUCUAAGUGAUGGUACUUAUAAACCAACAUUAGUUUUAUUGCGUAUCAACAGGGCAGCCACUUGUGUCAAAUGGGCACCCAAUGGAUUCAAAUUUGCUUGUGGUAGUAGUGCUCGUGUCGUUGCUGUUUGUUACUAUGAACAGGAAAAUAAUUGGUGGGUUUCCAAGCAUAUCAAAUCCAACAUUAGAUCUACCAUUACUUGUUUAACUUGGCAUGAUAAUGGUGUUGUUUUAGCAUGCGGUGGUACUGAAGGUCUUGUCAAUGUGUACUCUGGUUUUAUUAAAGGCUUGGACAAAAAGGAGCAAGUUGUUAAUAGUCCAUGGGGUGCUGGGAAGUUUCCAUUUGGUCUGUUACUAAAACAAUUCUACCAAGGUUCUUGGAUCCGCGGUGUUGCCUUUAAUGGUGGUUUAGAGCUAUUAGCUUUUGUAUCUCAUGACGCUAGGUUAACAGUUGUCGAUGUUCAAGGUAAUACUCAAGCUGUUGAGAAUCCAUGUGGUCUACCAUUCAAUGAUUUGCUCUGGUUAGGUGAUAAUAGAAUUAUUUGUGCCGGUUAUAACUGCCAUCCAGUAGAAUUCGAUAAUCUUGGUGGCGGAACUUGGAAGUUUAAAAAAAAUAUUGAUAAAGUUAGUAGUACUGGUAAGAAUAAUUUAACAAAUAGUUUUGACAACGCUACUGAUGAUGAUGAUUCACAGCCUUCUUUUGGUAUUUCGGCUUUAAAGAAAUUUAAACAAUUGGAUUUGAAGGGUAAGGUUACCGCUGUCGAUAAUGAAUUAGGAACCACACAUCAAAAUGCAAUCACCCAAUUGCGUUUAUUAUCUGCAAACCAAGUUUCUUCAUCUGGUCUAGAUGGUAUCAUUGUUGUUUUUAAUGUUUAA